Messenger RNA from Symbiodinium sp. CCMP2592, 273 nucleotides. The record is from the annotation of a GenBank genome assembly. NCBI's taxonomy places the organism in Eukaryota, Dinophyceae, Suessiales, Symbiodiniaceae.
AUGGCCGUGCUCGCCAACUCUGGCGCGGUGCCGGCGCCGGCGCCGCUGCCUCCGAUCAAGAUUUUUGGCAUGACGGUGCUGCCCAAGGCCAUGCGGGUCGACUUGUUGAAGCAGGCCGUCGGUCUCUCGCUUCCGCAACCUACGCAGGGCUAUGAUGAUCCCUGGUAUGCUCCCACGGCGCCCCAGGAAAGAGAACGAGGACGUCCAUGCCUUCGCAGGCACCACAGGACUCCGGAGAUUCAAUUUCUGUCCCUGGCAAUGCCAUCGAUGUGA